GAUUUUUCCUCAACGACACUCCAACAUCACCUUCCAAACGCAGGGACCAAAGCACAUUGACAACGGGAGCCCCACAUCAUACCCUUCUAGACCCACCUGACAUAUAAACAUCGACGUCGACAGAAACAACAAAGUUCGCCCUUUCCUACCACCCACGAGGGUAUCGACAACAUGCCGGAAACAGUCAUCUCCAAAUACCCUUAUAUCCUGGCCACAGUCGCAACACGCAAAGAAGGCUUGACACGCAAGCAAUUCUGGGAGCACAACGAGACCAUUUACGUCCCGCUUUUGAAGAAAACCGCAGGAAAAGUGCACCCCCUCACAUGGACACGUCGGUACCACAUUGAUGAUGACGACUGCCCCAUGGGUGUUCCAAGGCAGAUUAUUGGUACGGCUGAUGGUCUGGAUUGGGACUGCUUCGGUGAGAUGACAUUUGAGGACGAGUUGCAUUACCAGCAAUUUAUCGCCUUCAUGCACAGUGAUAUUGCUGCAGAGAUUUUGGAAGAGGAGGAGAAGUUCUGCGACUCUGCCAACACAAAGUUGAUUGUCAUGAGGAGGGAAGUCAGUAUCGGCGAGAGGGCGCAGGUGAAGAAGUUGGACUAA
Macroventuria anomochaeta is the source of this 603-nucleotide messenger RNA. RefSeq lists its product as uncharacterized. The coding region runs from base 172 to 603 and encodes 143 amino acids. The transcript has 2 exons. The record is from RefSeq and is a predicted model, not a curated record. Gene Ontology annotation, molecular function: oxidoreductase activity. NCBI's taxonomy places the organism in Eukaryota, Fungi, Ascomycota, Dothideomycetes, Pleosporales, Didymellaceae.